AUGUCGAUUGGCGUUCCCAUCAAGCUUCUUCAUGAAGCACAAGGUCACAUCAUUACCCUGGAGCUGAAAACGGGUCAACUAUACCGAGGAAAGCUUUUGGAAGCUGAAGACAACAUGAAUAUUCAGCUCAAAGAAAUUACGGUCACAGCGCGCGAUGGACGAGUAUCACAGUUAGAUCAGGUCUACAUUCGUGGAUCUCACGUUCGUUUCUUCAUCGUUCCCGAUAUGUUGAAGAAUGCGCCCAUGUUUAAACGAGUUGGACCGGGAGCAUUAAAGGGUCGAGGCAUCGGUUUGGGACGAGGAAGGGCUACGGUGGCACGCGCACAAGGUAACUUUUUAAAUCAUUUUGAUUCAAAGCAUAAAAAGACUCAUUGUCAUGCAUGA
Messenger RNA from Radiomyces spectabilis, 384 nucleotides. RefSeq lists its product as uncharacterized. The record is from RefSeq and is a predicted model, not a curated record. Gene Ontology annotation, biological process: RNA processing; spliceosomal snRNP assembly. Gene Ontology annotation, molecular function: RNA binding. Lineage: Eukaryota; Fungi; Mucoromycota; Mucoromycetes; Mucorales; Radiomycetaceae. Gene Ontology annotation, cellular component: U12-type spliceosomal complex; spliceosomal tri-snRNP complex; U2 snRNP. The transcript is spliced from 2 exons. The coding region runs from base 1 to 384 and encodes 127 amino acids.